CUAACGACCGGGCACGAGCAAGCAAGAAGAUGGACGCAUACAUGGAAGAUGAACCCGUCGACGAGGCUGUUUGCCUCUGGUACUCUGACAUCGGGCAGCGGAUCCCUGCACUACGUCAGAUGCUAGGGCAGAUGGGAUACCCGAGCGCUACCCGUACACUCCUGGGAUGGCUCCACAGCUACUUUGAGCAGUGCGACAACUUUCCCCCCGGCAAAUUCCCCAAUCAGGAUUACGUCAAGAUGCUCGUCCAGGAGUUUGUCUUCUAUAGAGCUGUGGAGAAGAAUCUACAGAAAAUGACAUCGAUCCAAGAGCUCCAACUCCUUGAAGAACUCUGCCGCUACUUGCAGGACAACUCCAAACUGGCCACCCUCCACAACAUCUUUGACGGUCUCUUCGGUAACAGCGGCCAUCCGCUGAAGGAAGUUGAUGAGCAGAGACGCUUGGCCAUGACGCGGCUGGUCUCCAUGGCGAUUAGUAUCGGCUGCAAGGCCGUCCUCGAUUGUGUAGCUGUUUGGAUGUAUAACCAGGAUUGUUCAUCACAUAGUAUCAACCUAGUGGAUUCCAUCAUGACGGAUUUCUGUGACCUGGUCACGGGUGUACAGGGGACCAUCCAGAGGGUUGCCCAGACCUCACCUACGUUCACCCAUCACCUCCUAACCUCUCUCAUGUCACACUACAACACCUAUCAAAGUACAUCACAGCCAAUCAAACUCAUCCCCCCUGCCCAGUUGGAUGUGAUUACUGAUUGGAUCAUUGAACACCCGACCGUGUGUCUCCGCCACGCCCUCACAGGCAAGCCCCCAUCCCGCAUUCCAUCCUUCUACAUCCACGCCUCCUACAAGGCGUCGUCCCACGACCCCUCCAGCUCCGGUCCCGUCCCAGGCCUGCUCUGGCAGAGCAUCCUCUCCCCUCUCAUCCUGGAUGCUAACCGAUCCCAGAUACAGAGGGCGCUCAAUAAACGCUUCUCCCUGCACGACUACUCCCUGCUCUUCUCCAAGCUCCAUCUGGGCAUCCUGCAAGCCUUCGUGACGACGUCGACGUCAGAUGCGAAGUCGACUUCCUCCAAGGGGAAAUCAUCGAGGGCUGUUGCCCUGACUCUUACAGACAUUGAGAGCGUGGUCAUGUUGACUGUCCACACCAUCCAGGAUAAUAAGAUCAGUGGGGAUGCUGUCAAGACAGCGGUAGAAAGGAUAGCACAAUUGCUUCAGGUAUCCAUGGCAACGGGAAUGCUGAAUACAACUAAAGAGAAAGUCAUUCCACUCUGCAAGGAGCUGCCUUCCAACGAUCUCCUGACACUUAUCCUCCAAGAGAAACUCCCGUCAUGACAGCUGUCCGGCCUCCAAGUAUUAUCUGAACUGAAUUUACACUGGUAAUGCAAGUCCUCAUUGAACAUUUAGAGAAUCUUUAUGCAGGAGCCCAGUGUUGAAAUUUCGUCUAUGUGUCCCAGGUACCUGUCGGUGUCAAGUUCUGGGGAAUGCAAUUGGGUUGAUGUUGCAAGAGGGCAUUACAGAGAGGAAAGUACGUUAUUUUGGUCAUGUAAUCAGCAAAGAGGGCAGUACAGUCAAACCUGCUUUAGUGACCACCUGUUUAGAAAGACCAC
Strongylocentrotus purpuratus (purple sea urchin) is the source of this 1600-nucleotide messenger RNA. RefSeq lists its product as uncharacterized. The record is from RefSeq and is a predicted model, not a curated record. The transcript has 6 exons. Lineage: Eukaryota; Metazoa; Echinodermata; Echinoidea; Camarodonta; Strongylocentrotidae. Bases 30 to 1325 code for a protein of 431 amino acids.